Messenger RNA from Brassica oleracea var. oleracea, 1072 nucleotides. RefSeq names its product putative inactive serine/threonine-protein kinase At5g11400. Lineage: Eukaryota; Viridiplantae; Streptophyta; Magnoliopsida; Brassicales; Brassicaceae. The coding region runs from base 11 to 1072 and encodes 353 amino acids. The transcript is spliced from 7 exons. Gene Ontology annotation, biological process: protein phosphorylation. Gene Ontology annotation, molecular function: ATP binding; protein kinase activity. The record is from RefSeq and is a predicted model, not a curated record.
UCCAUCAACAAUGGGAAACGGUCUAAAGGCUCGUAGACAACAACAUCAUUCAUUUCUUUACGAGCCUCUUUUCAGCCCUCCAUUUUUGGAGGAGGGAGAAAACGAGAAGCUGAGAGUCUUCAGCACCAAGGAACUGAAGAAAGCAACAAAAAGAUUCAGGAAAGAUAGGGUCGUAACUAGCGACGAUGGCUCGGUUCAAACAUUCUACAAGGGAUAUAUCAAUGGCACCACAUGUGCACCAUCAAGAACUAAAACCAAAGUCGCUGUUUCUGUAAUGGAAUGUCUUCAACAUAGUCCACGGCCAAAACACGUGUGGAAGAUAAGAAAAGAAAAAGCGGAGUCUCUAGGAGAGAUACAUCAUCCCAACUUGGUCAAGCUUUUGGGUUACUGUUAUGAAGAUACUAUAUCACUUUUGGUUUUCGAAUACUCGCACAAAGGAAGUUUGCACGAUCACAUAUUCGGAAAAGAGGAGGCAUUGCCUUGGGAAACACGGGCUAAGAUAGCCAUCGGAGUAGCAGAAGCUAUUGCAUUUCUCCACUCCAUCAAAAAAAUCCCGAUAAAUCAAGAACUCCACAUGCAUAACAUUAUGCUUGACGACGUUAAUGACUUACAUUUUUCUUCUAUUUUUCAAUACAAUGCAAAAUUGCUUUACCUUGAUUCAAAAAAAAAAAUUAUAGGAGAUAAUGGGACAUUUUUAGCAACUACAUACCUGCCUCUUGAAUAUGCAAUGAUAGGUCAUGCGGUCACAUAUGGUGUGAUCUUGCUUGAGCUUUUUACUGGUUCGAAAGGUGGAGUAUUAUGUCAGAGCAGCUUAGAUAUUAGGACUAGAUCGUUUCUGGAAAUAAUUGAUCCCCGACUUGAGAGCGAUUAUCCUACGCAUGCAGCAGAAAAAAUGGGCAGACUCAUCCAAAGAUGCACCAUGGAGAACUGGAAGCUAAACGGUUUAAUGGGCAGACAUCCAAAGAUGCACCAUGGGGAGCUGGAAGGUACGACCGUCAACGCAACAUGUUUUGGAUGUUAUUUACUAUGGCUUCCAUUGAUGACAUGUAGUAUUACAAUUGAAUUACAAUAA